Scedosporium apiospermum is the source of this 957-nucleotide messenger RNA. RefSeq lists its product as uncharacterized. Lineage: Eukaryota; Fungi; Ascomycota; Sordariomycetes; Microascales; Microascaceae. Gene Ontology annotation, biological process: oxaloacetate metabolic process. The record is from RefSeq and is a predicted model, not a curated record. The transcript has 2 exons. Bases 1 to 957 code for a protein of 318 amino acids. Gene Ontology annotation, molecular function: catalytic activity; magnesium ion binding.
AUGGCGUCGGCAUCCAUCGUCCGCCGGUCUCUCCUAUAUGUCCCGGCGUCAUCCCAAAAGAUGCUCGCUGGCUCGUUGAAGAUCAAGUCCGACAACGUAACCUAUGAUUUGGAGGAUUCGGUGACGCCCUCCCUGAAGCACAAAGCCCGCGAUCAGCUUCGUGCUCAUUUGGCAAACCUCGAGGCAGAGAAUCGCGCCUUUGGCGAGCUCGCUGUCAGAAUCAAUGCAGUCGAAACCCCCCACGCUUUGGCCGACCUCACCAGUCUUGCAAGUUCGCCCAAUCUAGAUGCUGUCGUCGUGCCCAAGGUGAAUAGCGCUGCAGACCUCACCUUCGUCACAGACGUCCUUCGGCAUGUUGCUCCCCAGAGGCAUGGUGCCCGCUCCGAGAACCCGAUUAAGAUCAUAGCGUUGAUUGAAUCCGCCAAGGCCAUUAUGGAUCUUGCCGAGAUAUGCAAGUCCAGCCCUCUGCUUAAUGGCCUCAUUUUCGCAGCCGAGGACUUUGCCCUUGACCUAUCGCUGACGCGAACCCCGUCGCUGAGAGAGUUUCUAUAUGCGAGAUCCGCCAUAGUCACCGCCGCGCGGGCCUUCGAUCUGCCCAGCAGCAUCGACUUAGUCUGCACGUCCUACAAGGGUGACCGUGGGCUGAAGGUAUUGGAGGAGGAGUGCGAAGAUGGGAGGUCCCUGGGAUUCAACGGGAAGCAGUGCAUUCACCCAAGCCAGUUGGAGGUGGUUCAUCGGCUAUUCUCCCCAUCCGAAAAAGAGAUCGACUGGGCCGCUCGCAUUUUAGUUGCCGAUGAAAAGGCGCAGAAACAAGGUCGUGGGGCUUGGACACUCGACGGCAAGAUGAUUGACGCUCCAGUAAUCGGUAAAGCCGCUGAUAUCGCAGACAAGGCUCGGCGAUGCGCCAUCGACAUGGAUGCAGUCCUCGCUAAGUGGAAGGAUCAAGAACCAGAAUAG